CUGAGGGAGCGCACUGGAUGCAGCGAGGAAUAACUCAGCUACACACACACACACACACACACACACACACACACACACACACACACACACACACACACAACACACACACACACACACACACACACACACACACACACACACACGCUGCUCCACAACUGGCAGAAAAAAAAAAAAAGAAAAACCUCAGACAUGGAUGACCCACUCACAAAAUGGCUCCACUUACACAGUAACAUCAACAACACGGCUGGAACGGACGUAGUGGACUCGAGCGAGUGGUGACGGUAUAAAAAUGAUGGAAAAACGGCAGCCGGAGCUUUGUCCUGGAAAUCCUGAUGCAGAGUCCGGUCCUGUAAAGCGAGAGGACUCCUCCAUCAUCUCCAGACAGAACGGAUGCAAGGAGGACGAGGAGCCGAGGAGAGAGGAGGGGGAGAAGGAGAGGGGAGGGCGCUUCAAGGGGGUUGAGGAGACGGAUGACGUUCCUCUGCAGAACUCGAGCAACGGGACCAGCAUCAGCAUCAUCAUCAACGGCGUUGCCAAGGAAACUGCCUCUCACAACGCCCUUGACCUGAAAAGGGAAGUGCCGGUGAUCGAGCUCUCCAGGAGGGACGCUAUAAAAGCGCUGGAGCAGAGGACUGAAAGCCAUUUGGUGCCGAUCACGGAACUUCGCAGACCUCCACCGCUGCCGCUGCCGCCGCCGCAACGAGACGACGCUCGAAUGGUCCAACUGAGCCCAAACGCGUUCCCUGUCCCGGCCCGGGCGAUGCUCUACAACCUGGCGCAGCCUCUCGCCGCCAUCAACAGUCUCGGAGGGGAGUCGGAGCAGUACAGCAUGUACCCCAGCAACAGGGUAAAGCGCCGCCCGGCGCCUUAUGAGGUUGAACUCGACGAGGGUAGGCGCAUUUUAGAUCUUUAUAAGUAUGCUGGCCAGCCAAAGAUUGUGCGGCGUAUCUUCACUAACAGUCGUGAACGCUGGCGACAGCAGAACGUAAAUGGGGCAUUUGCAGAGCUUCGCAAACUCAUCCCCACUCACCCCCCAGACAAGAAGCUGAGCAAGAAUGAGAUCCUGCGGCUUGCUAUGAAGUACAUCAGUUUCCUCUCCAACCUCCUUGAGGACCAGGAUGGAGGGAGGAAUGUUGGCAGCACAACUGAUGGGGAAACAGGGCUGCUGGUUGGGGCCCAUGAGGGGGGCCCACAGGGUGGACCACAUCAGGACACAGUCGUGGGCUUGGCCAGGGAUGAUCUUCUGGAAACAAUGUCACCGGGUUCCAGCUGUGGAAGCCUGCCUGAUGGCGAUGCCGAGGGCAGUCCUGAGAGUUUCGUGGAGGACCAGGACUCACCUCCUGCUCCAAGGACUCUAACAGCUUCACGUGGGCCCCCGCUUCAUCUAGCUUCUAGGGAUCUCAGGCGCAAUGGACGACCUUUAGAUGGCUCCAGUCGCCGAUGAUGCUGAUGCCAAAAGACACAGACACAAGACCUGAGACUGAAAGAGAACAUUGAGAGGAACUGGAAAGGAGAUGGAUAUGCUCAGGACCUGUUAGCUUUGAGUUGUCAGUGUAGGAAGGAGAAUCAAUCUCUGUGAAGAGAGAUAGUGUUGUCCAAACUGGAUCAUGAGUACGUUCCUGUCUUCGCUCGCUACACCUGAGGCAGCACUGAUGAAUUGCUUGGUUUGAUUGGUGAUCGGUUGAAUUUGAUCCGACAAAAGACUUGUAAAUUCUGCAUGUCUCAUGUCUUUGACUGAUCUGCGGAUUAUAACUUUUCUGUGUUUUCCAAAGUCCAAAGACAGGAUAUUCUAAAUAAUGAAAACAGACAAAAAGGAAAACAAGACCUAACCAAACAAAAAAUCAAUCAAGAGAUUGAAGUUUUGGCCAAUGCUUCACUAAUGAUACUAUUGAUUACAUUGUGGUGCAGCCAGAAUAAAUCCAAUAUGCUUGCAGAGUGCUGCAAGUAAAUGGUCCUAAAACAUCAAUGAAUAAACCCAGGGGAUUUAAGCCCAACAAAUUUGAUGUGUCAGAAUAAUGACACAAAAGUAAAUUUGCCUCAGUUGGAGGCCGUAAAUAAAUCAACCAGACUCUAUUGUACUCAUGCAGUUGCAUAUGUAUUGUAAAUAGCAUUAUAUUUCCACUGCACAGUGUAACAACAGUGACUCGAGUUCAAGUCAUGUGGUUUAAGAUGUACCAUAGUGUGUUUGUCAAUGGGUUUACUAGCAAAAUGGUCUUUUAGGAGACGUGAAACGAGGAAGAGGAGAGAAGAGACGAGAUGAACUCAAAAGGUAAAGCAAGCAACUGAUCGUAGUACAUCAAAUGUGGUACCAUUUACUUCUGUUACACACUUUGGUGAUGAGAAAAUGACACCAAAUACAGCAACAGACAGUCAAACAGUUUCACUGCCUGGAAUGAAUAUAUCUAUUUGAAAUUGCUGUGGAGGUACAAGACAUGCAGUGUUUCUUAAAGUGUACAAAAUAUGGGUCGUAUGAUAACAUGAAGUGACUCAUGCAGUCCUUUUGAUAUGAAUGUUUCAGUGUUUUUUUUAACUGUAAUGCAGUUGUAGUUUAGUAAGGUACACAAAUAAAUCCCUUCAUUGCCGCAUUUCACAUAUACACAUAGAGACGCGCGCACACACACACACACACACACACACACACACAAACAAUCAAUCACACAUACACAUGCACACACUACACACAGUGUUAAUAUCAUAAUAACACCAGCAGUUUUCUGACAAAUGCAGUUAAGUAUUGCUCACUGUUGUUGGUUAUUCUGCUUUUUCAGCAGGACCUAGUAGCCUAUAUUGGUACCUUUGGUAACUAUGGUAUUUUAUGAAUUGCAGUAAAGGGACAUUGUACGUUUGGUAAUGACAUAUUUGUUGUAUGAUAGCUGUAUCUAUAAAUAUAUCCAAUGUUAAAUCAAUGAAUUUUAUACAAAACCCCUGAAUAAAACACGCAGAGGAAAAGCAUUGA
Messenger RNA from Dicentrarchus labrax (European seabass), 2956 nucleotides. It is a transcript of the gene tal1, whose product is annotated as T-cell acute lymphocytic leukemia 1. The record is from RefSeq and is a predicted model, not a curated record. The transcript is spliced from 4 exons. Bases 290 to 1444 code for a protein of 384 amino acids. Gene Ontology annotation, biological process: regulation of transcription by RNA polymerase II. NCBI's taxonomy places the organism in Eukaryota, Metazoa, Chordata, Actinopteri, Moronidae. Gene Ontology annotation, molecular function: RNA polymerase II cis-regulatory region sequence-specific DNA binding; protein dimerization activity; DNA-binding transcription factor activity, RNA polymerase II-specific.